Molecule: messenger RNA, 3200 nt
Organism: Kickxella alabastrina
Lineage: Eukaryota; Fungi; Kickxellomycota; Kickxellomycetes; Kickxellales; Kickxellaceae
Exons: 1
Coding region: 136-3009 (957 amino acids)
Source: RefSeq, a predicted model, not a curated record
GGGCCGGCGCACUCCUCACAGCUGCGCAAGUCCCAGGCAUUCGAUCCGUCGGUAUCCAUCGCGGCGCUGAACCAAACAUGCGCGAAACCAGCCGCUGCGUCACUCUCGGAUACGCUCGGCGAAGACCUGGCAACAAUGUUCCGCACCAGCGAUCUGAGCAGCAGACUUAUUGCGUGCCUCGUUCCCGAUGCCACUGAUCGCAGCAUAUGUCUAGAUUUGAGCCCGAUCGGUAUAAGCCAGUCCAUUGUUCGCAAAAAUAUCACCGGCAGCAGCACUGCGAGUUUGGCUGCCAACGUUGCGGCGGGGGCUAUACCCCUGGGCCAGGCCAGCCAGGUGCCCAGCACUUGGGAGAAUGCCGAGGCCAGAGCGCGCCUUGUAGAGGCUGCUGAGCCUUGGCAGAUGCACGGCGACGUGCUUUCGGUGACUGCAACGGGAGUCCACAGGGCACUCCAUUCGCUGGGCGGGCUAGAGGUGACCCUGGUUCUCUUGUACCACUUGGACUGGAUUGGCUCGGCCAGCCCGCCGGCGAAAGAAGGCCCACUCGGCUCCGAAGAAAGCGCUUUUGACCAGCGCACGCUAGACUGCGCACCCCUGCCAUCCUACUUUUACUGGCUACGCGAUCUAGUUCGGGGUCAUCCGUGGCACUUGAUGGGGGUUCGCGCCUUGAAUUUGGUGGGCCUUAUCGGGCGCACGCUUCAGCAACAGUUGCGAGACCCCGAGGCUCAUCUCACCAUGGCCGCCCUGAGAGCGAUGCAGGCCUUCCAGACUGCGCUUGACGAGCAAGGCGGUCUGCUUCCAACGUCAUAUCCAGGCACUUCGCAGCUUUGGAGCCAGGUUCAGCACGACCUAAUUUUGAACUUUGAGAUUUGGAGGCGCGCAGAUGUAGCAACCCAGUUGCUUUACCUGAAGGAGGUGCAUCGCGCACUGUGUCUAGGGCGGCGCGGAGACCGAGCGGGCAGGCGCUGCAAUGCAUCCUCGGGUAUUAGCAAUGGCAGCCCAGGCUCUGCAUUCAGUGCUGGUGAAAAUGCUCUUGGGGUACGCUGGAUCCUCUAUGCGCUAUUUAAUUAUUAUCCAUACGACUCUUCGCAGCACAUCUCACAGCAACAACAGCAGCAGCAGCAGAGUAAGGCGCGGGCUUCAGGCCGGCCGCUUUCUACGCGAGCAUCCGUGCUAGUUAACGAGGCCACCACUCGCUACAGCUCGCCUUCCCCAAUUGAUGGCGACCGCGCGUUGGCUAGCAGCGUUAGCUUUGUUGCCAGUAGCGAUGAUGGUCUUGGAUUUGCAGACAACGCCGACGAUGACUUGAGCGGCGAAAUCCCUGGGUUCCCCGCUUUGACGCGCGUUGAGGUUAAGCAGUUGCGCCGGGCGCUGCUGCACACGCUGGAACUGUUCCUGUCCACGUCUGACGACCACAGCACACCAGGUGCACGAAGCGCCCAGAUUCCGGAUCCCACAAAGGCCGACGUCGCCAAUCUUGCCCGCCAUCUGCUGUACGCGUGCAACAGAGACACCGAGCACACAAAGGAGGUUCUGCAGCUGCUGUUCCGCUGCCUGGCCGACGGGUCGCCCAAUGCCGGUAGCCUCGCAUCAAAGCUGAUGACUGUGCACGGGUUUGAUGUGCUGUGCCACAUCAUCGAAUGCGACGACGACAGGAUGGCGGCCGAAGCAAUCAACAUUGUUGUAUUGUUACUGACUAUGUCUGUCGCAUCGCGCGAGCAGGAGAGCACUACAAGCCGGAUCACAAAUAGCUUGCGCGGCCGAAUUCCAGUUGUCGUCGAGCCGGAAGACAUUGCGCGUGUGCUAGCGCUCGUGCGCACAAAGAGGGCCCUUACGCCCGCGCUGUACCGGUCCCUUCUUUCAUUGGCACUGAGAGACCACGUUUCGUUGUUGGCCAGCAUCAACAUUGCACUCCCCGCCAAAGGUUCAUCGGCUGGAGUGCCAGUAAGCAGGCGAGCACACCAUGUUCGCAAUCUGUCAAUGCCGCAGGGUCUUUCCGAUCCCGUGUACACUGCUGACAACGCGUCUGUUGAGGCCCAUGAGUCCUUUGUCGGGCCGCUACCGUCCCGGUUGAUCCAAGUGGGCGAAGCGUGGUCUGUGAUCAUGGAGCUCUCUUGUGCAUCGAGCACCGAUCCAGCAAUUCGGGUUGUGGUCAUGUCCGACUUGCACCGGCUUUUAGACGAUGAACCGGCCAACUACGAAUGUAUACACGCGUCCCAUAUCUCCCUACUGAGUCAUCUAAUCCUUGCUGUUGUACUCAGCGGAUAUAUCUCCGACAGAGGCGAUGUCAUUCUGGAAGAUGCCGGAAGCAGGUCAGAGCGGCUGGCUGACGCGUACACAAGAGCGUCAAACCAACUUGAACUUCUUCCACACACUACACUGGACCACCACACACAGGGACUUGCGGUUGGCCACGAUAAGGCUCGCAAGGCGUGGAUCCAGCGGCGUAGCAGCCAGAUCCGCAGGUCAAAGUUCAAUGACAGUAUCGACGGUGGUGAGAGUAAUGACCAAGACUAUAGCGAGGAGUCGUUUGCCAUUCAGGCUAAGGCAGAGCUCAUGGGGCUCGCGGUUGAAUGGUUCCAGGCAGCUACCAGUCUGAUCCAAACGGUCGUGUGGAGUCAGUUCCGCAGCCGCACCAACUACGCCGACCACCUGCACCGCUCGAUUGUCAUGCUUUGGGCACAUACACCAACAGGAUCAGUGCCUUUGGCCGUCCAGCUCUUUUCGCGCGUUAUCGCCCGGGCGCGCAGCCAAUUAUCGCCAGUGAUGGAGCCGGCAGGUGGGGUCCACACCAGCGAAUGGGUGCUGCCGCAGAACCUGGCGGCAUUUGCGUCAAAUGUGCUCGACACGCUGCUAAACUAUCGCCAGUUCCAGGAGUACGUCGCCUACUACCACGAGCAGCUCAAGGCUCCUUCUUCAGGCCCAGCACCCAAUGUGAUGCAAAAUUUUACGGCGAGCGUGACACCGUGUACCGAAGCCAGAAUAGCCCCUGGGACGACACGCCCGAGCUGACACGCGACCUGGCCGAAUUUAUGCUGCAGCUGAGCGAAUACGAGGCAAGUCUGAAGAUGCCGAUGUGCGGAGAGAUCCUGCGGCUGGUGCUUUCGGGAGUGCGCAGCAUGAACAUGCAGCGAGUUGAGGAGAGCCUGUCACUUUUGAUUCGCCUCUUGGAACAGCAUCCCUCGAUGAGGGCUGGUCCGCGG